Brugia malayi is the source of this 72-nucleotide messenger RNA. The record is from the annotation of a RefSeq genome assembly. NCBI's taxonomy places the organism in Eukaryota, Metazoa, Nematoda, Chromadorea, Rhabditida, Onchocercidae.
AACGAUAGUAAACAAUCUAAAGAUAAUUUUGGCACAACAAAUUUCAUGCGGUACCUAGACAAGAAUAAAACA